CUCAGUCGGCAGAGAACUCAAAGCUGCCUUGGGUCACACGCAGAGGCUGGAGCUGCAGAGGGGACAAGUACCUCUGUGCCUGGGUCUCACAGUUCCCUGUGACCCUCAAGGGUGGGAUUUCAGGGCACAGGUCAGCAGGGCUGUGCUCCUGAGACCCCUACCUCGUCUUGGCUGGGGUCUGGGUCUGGUGAGUUCCCGUGUGAGUUGGACCCACUGAGGCUGGUGCCUCCCUCUUACUCCCCUGAUACCCUAUGGGGUACAGCACAGUGUUUCCAGGUGUGCUGAGCUCAGAGGGGCCUGUCCCCUGCUUUCCCGAGAGCUGCCUGGGCAUGGCACGGAAGCCUCUGGUGUGAUGGGAGCCCCAGGACUGCCAGGGUUGGGGCGGUCCUAGCAGCAAACCCCAGAGGGUCUGGCCCGGACACAGCCUGGGACAGGUGCCCUUCACUCUGUCUUCUGGGUGCCAGCUUGUCACCAUCCCUCAGAGACGCACCAGGAGCCUGGCCUGCAGGAGGACCCCUGGCCGUAUGGGCACAGCAAUGGCAAAGGCGUGGAGCCCGCAGCCAGCACAAGCCGGACUGCCUGCUGAUGCUGGCCUACAAGGACAGGUCUGAGCGUACCAGGGGCCUCCGGGAACGCAGCAACCUGACCCUGGCGGACAUCUGUGGCCUGGAGCCUGGCCUGCCCUACGAGGGCCUGGCCCACACGCUGGCCAUUGUCUGCCUGUCCCAGACCGUCAUGCUGGGCUUUGACAGCCGUGAGACCAUGUGUGCUUGGGAUGCCCGCAUCCGCUAUGCACUCGGCGAAGUGCAUGGGUUCCACGUGACAGUGGCUCCAGGCACCAAGCUGGAGAGCGGCCCGGCUACCCUGCACCUCUGCAAUGACACCCUCGUCCUGGCCAAGGAUGUCCCUCCAGCUGUCAUGGGGCAAUGGAAGCUGUCAGACCUGCGACGCUACGGGGCUGUGCCCAGUGGGUUCAUUUUCGAAGGCGGGACCAGGUGUGGGUACUGGGCCGGUGUCUUCUUCCUGUCCUCAGCCAAGGGGGAGCAGAUCAGCUUCCUGAUAGACUGCGUUGUCCGAGGCGUCUCCCCGACCAGGGGCCCCUUUGGGCUGCAGCCAGUUCUCCCAGACCCGAGCCCAGGUGGGAACUUGGCUAUGGAGGAGCGCUUGGCCCAGGAGGCGCUGGAAGCCUUACAGCUGGAGAAGAGGCUCAGUACCCUCUCACAUGCGGGCCGGUCGGGCAGUGGAGGGGAUGACCGCAGCCUGUCCAGCUCCUCAUCUGAGGCCAGCCACUCGGACAUCAGCACCAGUGGCCGGCUGGCCACAUGGCCUGAGCAGUUCUCGUCCUUGGCCAGCAUAUCACAGGAGGGCCUGGGGCUAGCGGCUGCACAGGUCCCUGGAGAGGCUGUGCUGAGCACCUCCAGGCCACCCCCUAAGCCGCUGCGGCCACGGCAGCUGCAGGAAGUCGGCCGCCAGAGCUCCUCAGAUAGCGGCAUUGCCACAGGCAGCCACUCCUCGUACUCUGGCAGUUUCUCGUCCUACUCGGGCAGCAGCCUGGAUGUGUGGUGGGCUGGCGAGGACUUUGGCUCCCUGCUCAGCCUGCCACUGCCAGGGGCUGGGGCGCCCGAACCCAGCCUGUGCACCUGUCCACCUGGGGCAGCCGAGUACCAGGUGCCCACAUCUCAGCGACCGCACUACGACACACCCCGAAGCCUGCGCCCAGCACCUGGGGACCAGAGCCCGGCUUCCCGGGGAGGCCCUGACCAAGGUGCAGCUGUGGAGCUGGGCAGCCAGAUAUCUGGGGCCUGCCCUUCUGGUUGGCUGGGCACCAAACGGCAGGGACAGGUGACAGAAGCCCCAGGCAGCGAGGCCACACAGGCCAGCCCGGCCUCCGUCGAGCCCUGGGAAGCCAGCAGCCCCCAUGCUGGGCCAACUCUCGCUUUCUUUUCGGCCUGUCCACUCUGUGGAGGACUCAAGGGCGUGGCGGCCUCACCCCCAGGACUCAUCUCGGCACAGUCAGGACCCCCAGGGCCAGGGGCUCCCGAGAUACCCACUUACAUGAACAUCCCUGUCAGCCCCUCCUCCAGGCAGCAGCUGCACUACACGGGGCUGCAGCUCCAGCAGGGCGGAGCUGGCGUCCGAGCUGCCCACAGGGGCUGGCGCCUCCCACUACACACAGAUCGACAUCACGGCCACGGAGGCAGCGCAGCAGGCUGGGGCCCAGCACGCAUGGGAGCGGCUGUCAGAGCUGCAGCAGCACCGACGGGGCGCCCUGCAGUGAGGCCGCAGCUGGGCAGCUGAUGUCCGUCUUGAGGAGGAGUCUAGGCUGCAGGAGGCCCCGGCUCCCUGAGCAAUGAGAUGAAGGCUCCGGGCUGCGCCGCUCAUUCCAGUGAGAGGACCCAUGCUCAGGACCCCUCCUCGCCUGCUGGCCUCUGGGCCAACCAUCGCGUUCUUCAGGGGCCAUCUUUGGGUGUUACGUAGGCCGUGGCCGCCAGGGGAAUCUGGAGCGUAUGCAGAGGCCUGGCACGCAGCUGCCUCCCGUCCAGGUCUGAGAUGACAGCACGGGCAGGCCGUGUCCUAGAAAGUCUGCAGAUGUGGCAAGACUCCGGGGCAGAGCCAGGUCCCCACCCCAUAGACACACAGCCUCUGCCCGGUCCUGGGCCACGUGCCCUGCUCCACCCUGGCCCCAACCUCUCCAUGCCACUCUAGGGGUCCCACAUUUCGGGCCAUGGUGCCCUGGGCCUGGGGACUAAGGUGAUGGGAUGCAAGGCCUGUGGUCCCCUGGCAGUGCCCACGUGACCUGUGCCCAUGUGACCAUAUACAUAUAUACCUUUUAGAGAUAGGCUGGUCUUGGGCUCACUGUAUAGCCAGGCUGGCCUUGGACUUGCAGUGAUCCUCCUGCCUCAGCCUCCUGAGUGCUGGGAAUUACAGGUGUGCACCACCACUCCGGCUGCUUUCCUAGAUUUUUGCCCAAUUCUGUACUCUUACUUGGUUGCAAGUGUAUGGCCAUGGAGCGUGGCUGAGCCCCUGGGGCCAAUUCUGCAUUGGGGUGGGUAUAAGGUGACAGCUGAGCGUUUAUUCUCCUCUCGCUCAAGCUCGGGGCCGUGCGAGCUCUCAGAGUUGCAGCUGUGUGGAAACGCAGGCUCAGUGGCCCCAUGUACCCUGUGUCUCCGUCUUCUGUCAGGUUUCCUUCUCAGUGCUAUUGGGGCUGGGGACACCACUCCAUGGCACAGUGCCUGCCUGGCCAGCCCCAAGUCCUGAGUUCAAUUCCACUACCAAACCCCCUCAAACAAACAAAACCCCCAGAUGUUUCUCAAGAUUAGGGCCAGACAGACCUGCAAGGUUUGUCUCGAAGGUUGGUGCCCGCCCUGCCCAUACCCCACUGUGCUGCCAACUCACGGUCUGUGUUGCGCUCCCAGGUCUCCCCGGGGGACCCCGCACCCUGGCACAACCUCACUGCUGUCCAUUUGGGUCUCAUGCUGACCUGGGGGGCUCUGCAGGCCCCGCUGACACAAGAGCAAGGUUGGGUACAUGGGGUGGGGUGGGAGUGAAGAGCAUGACCAGGCCUAACGUGAUCUCGGUGCAGGCCUCGGCUGCUGGCCCCCACUCCCCUCCUCUCCCGGAUGUGCUUAGCCCUGUGCUGGCCCCUUUCCAGAGCAGCUCUGCAGUCCAAGGUGUGAUGAAACUUGGGAAGGCUGCUGCCCAGGCUGUGGCCGUGUGUGUAGCUGGCCUCUCCUGGUCAGUGACCAGGAAAGGGAAGUGCUAUGGGCUGAUCCAGACUCCGAGGCCGCCUGGGCAGCAGGACUGAAAUCACAAGUAGGAAGAGACACAGCUUCUCUGGAAGGGGCGAGGACGGGCUGAGUGCGGUCCUGGUGAAGAGGACGAUUUUGAGGGGGACUCAGCCGCAUGUCACUGUACUUCCUACCAUCCUCCUCUCUCACUGGAUUAGGCUUUUCCCUGCAAGGCAGUUUCUCCACUCCUGCUUAACUGCAAAGCGGCUAACCCUGCCGGGCCUUUCCUGGAGGCCUCCGACCUGCCCUACCCACGGCGCCUCCCUUCCGGCCGGUCCCCUCUUCUUUCUCCUGUUUUAAGGAGCAUUUUCUCCAGCAGCAACUGAAGAAAGGGGCAAACCGGAGACUCAUGUUGUGGAAUGCGGUCUAUCCCUUCCCGCGGAAGCACUGGUGCUGGGUGCAGAGUCUGGGGUGCAGGGGAGUCCCGCCAACUGCCACUGCGACAGCUGGUCCCCUCUGCUCCCCAGCUCAGCUCUCACCACGGCUGUGCUCACGGUGCCCACAGUUCAGCACCCUGGAAGCUCCCCCGUUGUUACAAAAGUUUCGGGGACUCCUGGGUAGCUUCCCCACUCCCCGUCUCUCUGGAGCCCUACUCUUCAAACUGCCGCCCCAUGCAUUCUUCAGUACUGAGCAUCAAAUCCAGGGGACCCCUGCCACUACACUGCAUUCUCCGCCCUUUAAAAACUUUUAUCUCGUUUUACCAUAUGCUGGGACAAAUUCCCGUGAUCAAUGUGAUCACAGUGCAGACCUCCAAUGUACCAAGGACUUCACUGAUUAAAGACAUUUCUUCCUGAGGCACGCGCCCAGGCUGGCCUUGGA
Molecule: messenger RNA, 4607 nt
Organism: Cavia porcellus (domestic guinea pig)
Lineage: Eukaryota; Metazoa; Chordata; Mammalia; Rodentia; Caviidae
Gene: Dok7
Product: docking protein 7
Exons: 9
Coding region: 586-2298 (570 amino acids)
Biological process (GO): positive regulation of protein tyrosine kinase activity; neuromuscular junction development
Molecular function (GO): protein kinase binding
Source: RefSeq, a predicted model, not a curated record